Molecule: messenger RNA, 753 nt
Organism: Naumovozyma castellii
Lineage: Eukaryota; Fungi; Ascomycota; Saccharomycetes; Saccharomycetales; Saccharomycetaceae
Gene: DOC1
Product: anaphase promoting complex subunit DOC1
Exons: 1
Coding region: 1-753 (250 amino acids)
Source: RefSeq, a predicted model, not a curated record
AUGGAUGCUGACAUUGUAAAUAAUAUAUUAAAUAAACUGGCUCCCAAAGAAUUCAUUAAACCUGUGGAUAAACUUAACAAACCAAUUACAAUUUUAAAUGAUGGGUCUGAUUCACGAUUUAAAAAUGAUUCAUGCGAAUAUAUGAAUGGUCCCCUAAGUAACAAAAUGAGGGAAGAAUUAACUCCAUACACUAUGGCCAAUAGAUUUACUCUUGGGCUGGAAAGAUUAGAUUCACUUGAUGUUACUAAUGUAACUCAUCUGGCGUACUGGAGACCUUCAUCUUCCAAAGUGGGAAAUCCAAUAGAAAAUGCAUUAGACGAUGAUCCUGAUACCUUUUGGCAGAGUGAUGGUAAGCAACCACACAAACUAGACAUAUAUUUCAGUAAAAAAAUGAGUAUUAUCAAGAUAGGUCUUUACAUAUCACUGCACCAAGAUGAAUCGUAUACACCACGUGAAAUAAAAAUAUACGUGGGCUCUAGUCCUACCAAUUGUAACUAUUACAAGAGUUUAUCUGUUAAUCAUCUUGAUGGAUGGGUCGCAUUGUCGUUUAUUGACAAUAGACCACAUGAUAAGUUGUUAAAAUGCCGAUUUAUUCGACUAGAAUUCCCAUUUAAUCACGAGAAUGGGAAAGAUACACAUAUACGGGGAAUUAGAGUUUAUGCUCCUUCCACAACUGCCAAUAUUGAAUCAAGAGAUCCCAUGCAGGUACUACCUAUCUCUUCUAGAUUGUUCAACGAGUUCGCUUUAAAGUAA